Calidris pugnax (ruff) is the source of this 2254-nucleotide messenger RNA. RefSeq names its product EF-hand domain family member D2 (gene EFHD2). The record is from RefSeq and is a predicted model, not a curated record. Gene Ontology annotation, molecular function: calcium ion binding. NCBI's taxonomy places the organism in Eukaryota, Metazoa, Chordata, Aves, Charadriiformes, Scolopacidae. Bases 929 to 1384 code for a protein of 151 amino acids. The transcript has 4 exons.
UCUGCCCCAUGCUUACGGGAGGGACCCCCCAUUCCCUGCAGGAGGGACGCCCAGGACCCCCCAGCUCCUUGCAGGUGGGAUCCCCCCCAUUCCUUGCAGGAGGGAAUCCCAGGACCUCCAGCUGCUUCCAAGAGGGUGUCCCCCCUCCCCAUUCCUUGCAGGAGGCACCUCCAGGAGCCCCAGCUCCUUGCAAGAGUGUUCCACCCGUUCCUUGUAGGAAGGACCCUGGGAUCCCCAGUUUCUUGCAGGAUCCCCCCUUCCUCCCGAUUCCUUGUAGGAGGGACCUCCAGGACCCCCAGCUGCUUGCAUGAAGGACCUCCUGUUUUCCUGCAGGAGGCUCAGCCCCCGCCCCCCCCAGCUCUUUGCAGGAAGGAUGGUUGGGACACUCCCCUGCACCUUGUGGGAGGGAUUCCCCCCCGUUCCUUGUAGGAGGUUUCCCCCCACCCCUAGCUCUGGGAAAGAGGGGUGGGCUGGGACACCCCCCACUCAUUGCAGGAGGGAUCCCAGGGACGUUCCCUACUUCUCCCCCACACCAGCAUCUUGCAGGAGGGACGCCAGGGGCACCUUGGACAUCUUCGCCCCGGCUACUUGUAGGAGAGAGCCCUCCAGACCCCAAAGUCAUCCCAGAAGGGACCCCUGCACCCCAUCUCCUGGGAGGAGGCACCCAGCACCCUGUGCUGGGGCUGGAGGAUGCUGCAAGGGUCCCCUGUGUCCCCUCUGCCGCAGUGCCGGGGGGUCCCCACUGCUCUGGCUGUGGAGGCAAGGCCAGUGUGUGCCCAGCAUCCCUGGCCGCGCUGCGUGCCACCACGCACGAUGGAGCAUGACUCUGCCAGUUCAGCCCCCGGCCCCGGACUGACAGGGUGGCGAGAGGGGGGGGGCAAGCUGACAGCAAGGAUGGAGCCCUGGAAAUUUCCAGGGGGAGACAGCAAUGGGGGUGGCUCUGACCACGGUCAUGCUAGGAUGUGCGUACGAUGCCGGAAAGGACGGCUUCAUUGACCUGAUGGAGCUGAAGCUGAUGAUGGAGAAGCUGGGGGCACCACAGACCCACUUGGGCCUGAAGAACAUGAUCAAGGAGGUGGACGAAGACCUGGACAGCAAACUCAGCUUUCGGGAGUUCCUGCUGAUUUUCCGCAAGGCGGCGGCAGGGGAGCUGCAGGAGGACAGCGGACUGCACGCCCUGGCCCGGCUCUCCGAGAUCGACGUCUCCACGGAGGGGGUGAAAGGUGCCAAGAGCUUCUUCGAGGCCAAGGCGCAAGCCAUCAAUGAGGCCAGCCGCUUUGAGGAGGAGAUCAAGGCGGAGCAGGAGGAGAAGAAGAAGCAGGCGGAGGAGCUGAAGCAGAGGAAGGCGGCCUUCAAGGAGCUGCAGUCCACCUUCAAGCAGUGAUGGGGCCAGGGCCAGGCAGGACUGGUCUGCGAUGCCCAGGAGUGUUCUGUGUGGGAUGUGCCGAUGGUGCCGGGAGCAAUGCCUGAGCCGUGUGCUGACUGUGACCCUCCCCCCCCUGGUCUGGGCUACCAGCGGGCUCCUGGCCUGGGCUGGGUGCAGCGGCAGAGCCCAGUGGUCCCCAGCUUCCCCUCCCCUUGCUGUGGUGUCUGUAGGUGUUGUUUGUGUCCCCCCCCAAGCCCCCAGCGUCCUCUUCCCCCCCCCCGAGGGGCAGCAGCACCCUGUCUCCUGCCCGUAGCGGUGCCGGGGGGUUCACUGCUGCUGAAUCCCGGGGGUUCUGUGCUGGGGACGCUGCCUGUCCCCGGGAUGUCACGGUGAGAGUUGCAGGAGCCACGGUGGCCGGUGUGGCAGCUAUGGUGGCUCGGUGGCCAUGGGCAUGGCCGAGGGGUGCCAGAUAUCCCAGUCCCCUCCCUCCCUGAUGCGCCGUGGUGGUGAAAGAUGGGGGGGAGCGUGGCAAGACCCCCUCCAUGGUGCCACGCGUGCCUGUGUGUGUGACAGCAGGUGGCAUGCUUGGGGCUGGGGGGGACAGCCAGCGGUUGCCCGUGCCUGUCUGUAUUUUGGGUAAAGGUGUACAAAAAGGGCAGCCACUGGCUUGCAAAACUGUAUUUUUUAUUUUUUCCUGUCAUAUUUAGCCUCAGAGGGUGAGUGUUGUGGCCACGAGCAGUUCCCGAUGGUGGGUGGAGGCUCCCGUAUCUGUGGGUGCUGUAACGAGGCACGUCUGUCCCGUGAUGUCCCCCGAGUGGUGGUGCGGGGGGUGUGUAUGUGUAUCGUUUUUUUAUUUUAAUCCCAAAUAAAUAUUAUAUUUCGUAAGAA